Molecule: messenger RNA, 714 nt
Organism: Impatiens glandulifera
Lineage: Eukaryota; Viridiplantae; Streptophyta; Magnoliopsida; Ericales; Balsaminaceae
Exons: 1
Coding region: 53-397 (114 amino acids)
Source: RefSeq, a predicted model, not a curated record
CGAUCGAUCUCUCAUUCCUAAUUAAAAAUACUUAUAAUUAAUAAAAAGGAAAAUGGGCAAUUGCGUGAGAAAAGGAUCAUCAGAACGGACAAGUCGAGAUAUAAAAUCUCCGAUGAUGGUGCCGGAGACCCAAUUUUCCGGGAAAACAUGGGGUCUUGACGAGAAAGAGGAAAAAGGAGAUGAUCAGAAGAUUGCUGGAAGAGAGAUAAAAGUAAAGAUCACGAAGAAACAGCUAGAGGAAUUGCUGGGUAAGGUUGAGGUGCAGGGUUUGCCGUUGCAGUUGCUUCUGGCAGAACUCAUUAUAAGCAGCCAAGUACAGCAUGAUCAGGAUCAGGAUCAGGAUUCUGAUGAUCAUCAACGGUCGUGGAGGCCCACCCUUCAGAGCAUCCCAGAAUAGUUAUAUAUAUAUAUAUAUAUGGCCCAUGGGUGGGUAAUCAUGUGUUGAUGAUCAUCAUGAUAUAUAACAAUCAACCAGGGAUCCCCCAUUUUAAAUUCCAUCUCUUUAAUUAGUAUAUAUAUAUAUAUAUAUAUAUAUAUAUAUAUAUAUUUCUGUACAAAAAUUUUGAACCUUCCUUCUCUUUCAAUGAAUUGAAACUGAUAAUCUCUAGCUAGCUAGCUACAUCAAGCAAUCCAGAUAAAUUAGCAAGAUUUUGAUUCUAUCCAAAUAUUUUCAGAUCUUUAUUUUUUAUCUCUAUCUAGCUAGUAGUAGUAAUC